Rotaria sp. Silwood2 is the source of this 1104-nucleotide messenger RNA. The record is from the annotation of a GenBank genome assembly. Lineage: Eukaryota; Metazoa; Rotifera; Eurotatoria; Philodinida; Philodinidae.
AUGUAUUAUAUUGAUAAUCAUCCGAUGCUAUCACGCAUCUAUGUUGAAAGUCAAAUGUCCUUAAAUGACCCAUAUGCUGUACAAUUAAACAUUGCCAACGUUCAGCAUCGAGAUAAUUCUUGUCAUCAAGAAAGAGAUUUAGGUGAUGAAUAUGGUUGGAAACAAGUUCAUGGUGAUGUUUUUCGUCCACCAGCACAUCCUAUAUUAUUUGCUUCAUUAAUCGGUUCUGGUUAUCAAAUAGCAACAGUAUCAAUACUUUGUAUUUUAAUAACAAUUGUAUUCGAUCUUUAUACCGAACGUGGAUUACUUUUCAGUACAGCGAUAUUUCUCUAUGCUGCAGCCUCCGUCGUUAAUGGUUAUGCAGGUGGAAGUUUAUAUGCACGAAUGAAAGGUCAAUUAUGGAUAAAACAAUUAUUAGUUGGUGCAUUUCUUGUUCCAGCUAUAAUAUGUGGUGUAGCAUUUCUUGUUAAUUUUAUUUCGAUUUACUAUGGUUCAUCACGUUCAAUACCAUUUACUGUCAUGUUAAGUGUAACAGCAAUUUGUUUAUUUAUUAUUUUACCAUUAACAGCAAUUGGUACUGUAUUGGGAAGAAAUAUUAGUGGAGUACCCAAUGAUCCAUGUCGAACAAAUGCUGUGCCACGACCAAUACCAGAAAAGAAAUGGUUUAUGGAACCAAAUGUGAUUAUAUUGGCAAGUGGAGUAUUACCAUUCGGAUCGAUAUUUAUUGAAAUGUAUUUUAUUUUUACUUCAUUUUGGGCUUAUAAAAUUUAUUAUGUUUAUGGAUUUAUGUUACUUGUCUUUUUAAUACUUGCUGUUGUUACUGUAUGUGUAACGAUUGUUGCGAGUUAUUUUAUGCUCAAUGCAGAAGAUUAUCGAUGGCAAUGGACAAGCUUUUUGUCUGGUGCAUCAUCAGCAUUUUAUGUUUAUUUAUAUGCUAUUUAUUAUUUCUUCUUUAAAACGAAAAUGUAUGGAAUGUUCCAAACGGUAUUUUAUUUUGGUUAUAUGGCUUUAUUUUGUCUUGGUCUCGGAAUAAUGUGUGGUACAUUUGGUUACAUAGGAACUCAAGCGUUUGUUCGAAAAAUUUAUUCAAUUAAAAUAGACUAA